CCCACCUCCUCUCUUCUGUCUCGCCUAUCUGCGUCCACAAUCACAUCUUGAGUGGUCGCAUCUGCCACUGACACAAAUCUCGUAGGCUAGACUCUAACUUCGGCUUGCUUUGCAAAUUCCAAUGCCCGGCGGGACCAUGACUUCUACUGUACCCCAAUCGCAUAGCGACGGAAGACCUAUGCAGAGGCACUUUGAGCCCUACGCCGACAGUGGAGGAACUAUCCUAGCUAUUGCAGGAGCAGACUUCUCUGUCAUCGCAGGCGACACGCGUCAAACGGACUAUUACAACAUUCAGACUCGAUACGCGCCAAAGGUCUUCCGUCUAACUGACAAAGCCGUCCUUGCUGUGAAUGGCUUCGCGGCAGACGGGAACAUGUUUAUAAAGAAGGUUAAACAGCGGCUGGAGUGGUACCGCCACGCGCACGCGAAGGAUAUGCCUUUGCGCGCAGUCGCUCGCCUGAUUCAGACAAUGCUUUAUGCUCAGCGCUUCUUCCCGUACUAUGUGUACAACAUCCUCGGUGGCAUCGAAGAAGACGGCUCGGGAGCUGUAUACUCUUUCGAUCCUGUCGGUUCAUAUGAAAGAGAGGCUUGUCGCGCGGCCGGAGCUGCUCAGCAGCUUGUACAACCUUUCCUUGACAACCAGAUUUACUUCAAGAACCAGCAACCUCCGCUCGGAACGGUUGGCGGGCAUCCGACCCAUCUUCCGCUUGAACGCGUCCUUUCGCUUGUUGUCGACAGCUUUACAAGCGCAACAGAGCGCCACAUUGAGGUCGGAGAUGGCCUUGAGAUGUACGUCGUGCUGGCAAAAGGCCGGACGCCUCAUGGUCUCGAAGGGUUGCGCUCCGCGCAAGUCCGCGAACUUGCGGGAACGACGGAUGGUGAACGCGUGUUCGUUAUUAACCAGGAGUUGAAGAAAGAUUGAUGAAAGCGAUAUAAAUAGAAGUGGGCGUGGGACGUUGCCGUUGCGUUGUGAGGUUUUGUGUGGCUCCUGUUUGUGGGAUUUUCGAGGAGAUUUGAUAUGUGGGGGUGGGUGGAUCGUAUUGAGAUCGACGCUGUCAUUAGUUUGGUGGCCGAUCUACGCGGAUGCGGAGGGGUAUGAAAUCAAACGGCGGGUGGCCGACCAGACGGUUCUUCAUACAUGCAGAUUCGAUUCGAUUCGAUUCGAUUCGGCUCAGCUUCGUUUUCGACUUGACUGACUCUUCCUCUAUGUCAUUUUUUCCCAACUGUCUGUCUGUUUCGCCUCCUCCCUCAUGUCACAUCGUUUGUCACCUCUGAGCGAUACCCACCGGACUCUCCUCUCCAUGAUCACCUACACUAGCCAGCCAAUGUAACUGCUACGUUCUCUCGCCUAUGUACUAACUUAAUUAUUUCCCCUUCUCAUUUUCUUGUUCCUUCCUUCUUUGUUCACGAAUUUCUCCCCACCUCUGCUGCUCAAUGAAUUUUUUUGCACAAGAUUUAUUCUUUCCUUCGCUCACCCCUUAGCAGCCUGUUCAAGGUUGCAGGACUCUGUGUCUUCUAACUCUCCC
Fomitiporia mediterranea MF3/22 is the source of this 1526-nucleotide messenger RNA. RefSeq names its product 20S proteasome subunit. The coding region runs from base 122 to 922 and encodes 266 amino acids. Gene Ontology annotation, cellular component: proteasome core complex. The record is from RefSeq and is a predicted model, not a curated record. The transcript has 6 exons. NCBI's taxonomy places the organism in Eukaryota, Fungi, Basidiomycota, Agaricomycetes, Hymenochaetales, Hymenochaetaceae.